AUGAAUGUGCUGUCAAACCCCAUGAUUAGGGCCCAGGAGCAGCCUUUACCUCUAUGUGGCCCCGGGUCUGUCCAGGACUUACCCCACUGCCCCCCGGGCUUCAACCUCAGCUCCCGGCUGAAUCCUUCGCCCAUGCUUGGCCUCCAGGAUGGCCACAGAUCAACCAAACCUCAGAGGGAGCUGAGCCCUGAAGAGCAGCAGGAGCUCAGGAGGAAGAUCAACAGCCGGGAGAGGAAACGGAUGCAGGACCUGAACAUCGCCAUGGACGCCCUUCGCGAGGUCAUGGUGCCUUAUGCCUCCUCACCUUCUUCUGCUUCCCCCCUGCAGACCCACCAGGCAGGUGCUCCUCCAGGCCGUAGGCUCUCAAAAAUUUCCACCUUGGUCCUGGCCAGGAACUACAUCCUGCUCCUGGGUUCAUCUCUGCAGGAGAUGAGGCGGCUACUAGGGGAGGUGAGCGUCGGCAUGGGGGUGAACACAGGGCCGGUCCCCCGGUUGCUGCUCACAGGAGGGUGGCCCCUCAUCUCCGGCCCCAGUCAGCUCCUCCUCACCCAGGAGUCCCUCCUCACCUCAGCAGCCUCCUCAUCUUCUUCCUCCACUUCAUCAUCCCCUGCUGGUAAAUGUCCACUGCUGUCUCCGGGCCCAAUGGAGGCCUCACUGGCCCCUGUGCAGUGGAGCGCGGCAGGGCCCUCAGGAGGGCCCCUGUGCCCCUGUGGAGUCUGCAGACUGCCCAGAUUCAGUCACUCCGCUCCGGCUCCCAGAUUUCCAAAGUGA
Scomber scombrus (Atlantic mackerel) is the source of this 771-nucleotide messenger RNA. It is a transcript of the gene olig1, whose product is annotated as oligodendrocyte transcription factor 1. Lineage: Eukaryota; Metazoa; Chordata; Actinopteri; Scombriformes; Scombridae. The coding region runs from base 1 to 771 and encodes 256 amino acids. Gene Ontology annotation, molecular function: protein dimerization activity. The transcript has a single exon. The record is from RefSeq and is a predicted model, not a curated record.